CACGACGACGCCAACGCUCGCCGUUGGCCGUCUUGUAGGCCAACAGAAUGGUCGAUGUGCUCGGCUAUCUAAAACACACGAAGAACACACUCAUAGGUAACCCGUCAGCCAAGCUCGCACUCAAGCGUACACGAGAACCUGAAGGUCCUUUGUUGACGUCUAUUGUCAGCUAUGUCAACUACAGCUCGAUCGUAGACGACGAAGAAUCCGGUUCGUCGAGCACCAUUGAUACAUCAACUGCACAAGUGCGUGCAGAGGCGGCGAAUGUUGUGGCUUCACUCGCACAUGGACCACGAGAAGUCCUCUUCGGUCUCCUCGAAGCAGACGCGCCCAGUGCCGUCCUUAACGCCCUCGCAGCACUUACAGACCACGAUCCUCCUUUCCUCAAGGUCUCCAUCGUAAGAGCACUCCGAGCAUUGUUGGUUGCUAUUUCGGGUUGUGCAGGUCCAUCUUUAUGGGAGUUGGGUGAAGAGUGCCUUGAGUUCCGGAGCGAAACGCGGUCUACCCUAGACUACGUAUUUCAGACACAGGCGCUUGACGUUUACCUACCUCUACUCGAAAGUUCAACGCCUAUGCUCAAGCUCUACAUCGCCCAGCUACUAGCAUUCGCCGUAAGGAUCCCCAAACACCGAAUCGCAGUGACGAGCUGGCUUCCACAAGCUGAGCGAGUCAAAGAAAGUAAGGGAAAGCGAGGUUGGGAAGUUUCUGCGUUGGUCGAUGCGAACUCUCCUAGUAGACAGGGUGGAUGGGUGAUGAGGCGGUUGGCUGCGAUGCUGAAGAGUCGGGACUUUGCUCUCCAAGAAGUUGCGCUUUAUGCCAUCGCUGCGUUGGUGAAGGAUAGUCCGAAUAUUGCACUUGUCCUGUCAAAGACCAUUACCGAACAGAAGUCCUCGCAGUCGGUCUUAACAGUUGCAUCUGACCUUACAAGGGACAGAAGGUCCGAGGUACGACUAGCAGCGUGCUUAUGUGUAACAAACAUUCUGCGCUCCAACUCAAACCACGAGCGCCGACUGUCUAGCACCAUAAUACACGUACUUAGCGCAAUAAUCUCCAAUACCAGCGAGCCUGCUCCGAAUCGCGCCAAAGCAUGCCACAUUCUCAGUUGGCUCGUUGCGGAUGACACGGGCAGAUGCAUCGAUGCCUGGAAGUCUGGAGCGCUUGUCAAGCUUGCAGACCUUGUAAGUUCACUGACACCAACGACGAAACCUCAAGAGUGGGAAGACGGCGAAGCGAGUGAUAUCUCAAACUUACGAGAGGCAGCCUUGACAUCAAUCGCGUCCCUAGCAAUGCUAGACAACGACAUCCGCAACGAAAUCGCAGGCGCUCUAAACCUCCUCCCUCUCAUCACCGUCUGUCUCGGGCAUCCCAGCGCAGGAGUCCGGUACGGCGCAUGUCAGUGCAUACGUGCACUCAGUCGUGCCAUUCGCGUUUUGCGUACGAGUAUCUUGGAUUCUGGGGUUGGAGUUACGCUUUGUGAGAUUGUUGAGAAUCGGGAUGAGGAUAGACGGGUGACGAAUAUCGCGCUUGCGGGGUUGUGUAAUCUUUUGAAUGAGUUUUCGCCUUUGCGUCAGGCUGUAAUGAAUCGAGGCAUAAUAGAACGAAUCUCCUGUCUGGUUAGAGCUCCAGAGGACCAACUGAAAAUCAGCGCUCUAUGGGCAGUCAAGAACCUCGUUAAUAAGGCGAGCACUGAGGAUAAGGUGUCUAUUAUGAAGCAGGUGGGGUGGGUGUAUCUCAAAACACUCCUUGUCGACCCGAAAGAAGACGUACAAGAACAAGCGCUGAACAUCGUUGGGAACAUCGCGUCGAGCCUGGAUGAUAUAUCUCUGGUGUUCCAGAACAUUCCUGGUGAAGAACUUAUGAGGAUAUUAGCUGACGCGUCGGAGUCUGCGAGUGACGAGGUUGUAUGUCAGGCAACAAAAGUAAUAGGCAAUAUCUCCAACUCCCACACGCACCGACACAGCAUAACCUCCUCCCCACGCAUCCUCACCUCCCUCCGGUCCAACUUAACACACCAUGCAGCUGACACGCGGUACGCAGCUAUCUCCUGCGUCGAAGUCCUCGCAAGAACACAUUCGUACAAGUUGAAAGAGUUUGGGAUAGAUGAGACGUUGAGGGGGAUUUUGAGAGAUACGAGAGGUGGGGAGAUCGGGAGUCUUAGUAGUUCUAGUAGUGGGAUAUUGGAUAGUGGGACUUUUUGUGGGACGAUGGUAUUGUCUUCCUUGAGUUUGCCGCCUUUCUCUUUGGAGGGUACAGCUGGUGCUGGUGCUGGUGUUGGAGGUGGAGGAGGUGGAGGAGCUGGUGGAGAGGUAGGGGUAGGGACAGGGACAGGGAUAGGGAUAGGUGGGAGAAGACGUUUGGGUGGUGGUGGGAGUGCAAGUUCGGUUGGGACGAGUGUGGAUAACGUACAUGUGUUGAGGGAGAUGGUGCAGAGUGCGUUGAGGGCUAUUGAAGGGUGA
This is a messenger RNA of Fomitiporia mediterranea MF3/22, 2456 nucleotides long. RefSeq names its product ARM repeat-containing protein. The record is from RefSeq and is a predicted model, not a curated record. Gene Ontology annotation, cellular component: GID complex. NCBI's taxonomy places the organism in Eukaryota, Fungi, Basidiomycota, Agaricomycetes, Hymenochaetales, Hymenochaetaceae. Bases 48 to 2456 code for a protein of 802 amino acids. Gene Ontology annotation, biological process: proteasome-mediated ubiquitin-dependent protein catabolic process. Gene Ontology annotation, molecular function: protein binding. The transcript has 12 exons.